Messenger RNA from Charadrius vociferus (killdeer), 960 nucleotides. RefSeq names its product calcium homeostasis modulator 2 (gene CALHM2). Bases 1 to 960 code for a protein of 319 amino acids. Gene Ontology annotation, molecular function: monoatomic cation channel activity. Lineage: Eukaryota; Metazoa; Chordata; Aves; Charadriiformes; Charadriidae. The transcript is spliced from 2 exons. The record is from RefSeq and is a predicted model, not a curated record.
AUGGCUGCCCUCAUUGCCGAGAACUUCCGCUUCCUCUCCUUGUUCUUCAAGAGCAAAGAUGUGAUGAUCUUCAAUGGUUUGGUGGCCCUGGGCACAGUGGGGAGCGAGGAGCUCUUCUCGGUCGUUGCCUUCAACUGCCCCUGCUCCCCUGCCCGCAACUACAUCUAUGGGCUGGCUGCCAUCGGCGUCCCAGCCCUGGCCCUCUUCCUCAUCGGCGUCAUCUGGAACAACCACACCUGGAACCUGGUGGCCGAGUGCCACAAGCGUGGCACCAAGAACUUCUCUGCUGCUGCCACCUUUCUCCUCUUUGGCUCCAUCAUGGGCCGGGCAGCUGUGGCGCCUGUCACCUGGUCAGUCAUCUCACUGCUGCGUGGGGAGGCUUACAUCUGCGCCCUCAGCGAGUUUGUCAGGCCAUCCUCCCUGGACAAGUUCCCGGCCGAGUAUGGGGCCGAUGUGCUGGCCAGGUUCCCCUGUAAAGAUGUGCCAGCGAACCUCACCAAGUUCAGGGACGAGGUGACACGGAGGCUGAGAUAUGAGUCCCAGCUCUUCGGCUGGCUGCUCAUCGGCAUCGUUGCAGUCCUGAUUUUCCUCACCAAGUGCCUGAAGCACUGCUGCUCACCACUGAGCUACCGGCAGGAGGCUUACUGGGCCCAGUACCGCUCCAAUGAGGACAAGCUCUCCCGACGCACAGCCGAGGUCCACUCCAGGAUUCUGGCAGCCAAGAACGUGAAGCACUUCUUUGGCUUUGUGGCACUGGACAAGGAGGAGAAAGAGCUGGUGCAGGAGUUCCCGGUGGAGGGCGUCCAGCCAAGCCCCCAGUGGAAUGCCAUUACAGGUGUCUACAUCUACCGGGAGAACAAAGGCUUCCCUCUCUACAGCCGGCUCCACAAAUGGGCCAAAGGGGUGGAAGGGAACGGGCCAAGCCCAGAAGGUCAUGAAAUGCUCUUUUUAGCUUCCUAA